AUGAAAUUUUAAGAAUUCAUUUCCAACAAGUAAAUAACAGAACUAUAAGAAUAGUUAGAAUAAGCUCGAAGCAAAAUUCUAAAAUUAGAAGCCUAAUAAUAGCAUGUUGGCCAAGUUGAUGAUAUUUACAUUCUAAGAGACAGAUUAAUUAAAGUACAAAAUGAAAACAUUAAACUAAAGAAUACUCUUAAAUAUAUUGAAUAGAAUCAAUAAUACAACAAAUUAGAUGCCUUCUAUGAUUAUUUCAACAUCCCAAAUGUAUAAAAUAUGGAUAUCAAAUUGUAAAUGAUCGUAGAUAAAUUUAUUAAUUUAAGACAGGAAAUUGAAUCAAAGAAUUAAACCUUGCUUGAAUACUCUUAGAUUUAAAUCUAGAAUAAAGAAUUAUUUACUAAAGUUACAGUGCUUGAAUAAUAAUUAAAAUUGAAAGAAAGUUAGAUAGAAAAAACAGAGAAAUAAAUUGUGAAACUAACAAAACUAAUAGAAUAGCUUUAAUUAUAAGCAACAGAAUCCUUUUGGGAUUUAAGAAUAAAAUGUGAUAAUCUAAAAUCAAUAUUUUCACAUGGAUGGGAAUGUGAUUAGAAAACUAAUUAAAAUGAUGAUCAUCCCCAAAAAGUAGCAGCCAUUAUAUCAGAAUAACAUGCCUUAUUGAGUAAACGAUUUUAAUAGCCAAUUAGUGAUCAUCAUGCAUAUUUCAAAUUUUAAGAACGAACUCUUUAUAUUGUAAAGUAAAUAUCAUGUACAUCACAACCUAUCUAAUAAAUUAAAAAGUAAAUAGAAGCAUUAGAUGAAUUUUGGCUCAUGUUUAUUUUAGUUAAAAAUUAUCCAAUUAUUAUAUUAAAUGACAACAAUACAAAUAUCAACACCUCAGAAUUAUUCAAAAAAGUAUAAUUUAUGAAGCAAUUAUUAAAUUCAGAAUCCCCAGUUUAUUUCAAUUAAGAAGUUGCAUAUGAGAUGAACAUAGAUUUCUAGAACAUUCGAUUUGAAAUUGCAUAAUUUGCUUAAUAAUCAUUUGGCUGGUUCUUUGAACAAUCUAAUGAUUUGGUUAUAGUAAGUGAGUAUAAUAAGCGAAUUAAAUUAAGUGGAUCCAGUAAAGUUAAAUAAGCUAGAGAAUGCACACUCAUGCAUUAUAUAACAGAUUAUUAUUAAAUUACAUAGGAUAACAGAGUAAUGAUAUGUAUUCAAAGUAAUUCGAAAGAUGCGCCGAAAGUGUCAAAACAGCAAGUCAAUACUGGAGUAGUGGCUAAGAUAAAAAACAAAGACAAUUAUAAUAAAGUUUGUUAGAUUAUUAAUUGUUAAAUUACACAGGACACAGCAAUUUAAUAUGAUGAAAAUUACGUAUAUGUUUAUUUAUGA
Molecule: messenger RNA, 1353 nt
Organism: Paramecium octaurelia
Lineage: Eukaryota; Ciliophora; Oligohymenophorea; Peniculida; Parameciidae
Source: the annotation of a GenBank genome assembly